This is a messenger RNA of Plasmopara halstedii, 414 nucleotides long. Its product is annotated as 10 kda chaperonin. The transcript is spliced from 2 exons. Gene Ontology annotation, cellular component: mitochondrial matrix. The record is from RefSeq and is a predicted model, not a curated record. NCBI's taxonomy places the organism in Eukaryota, Oomycota, Peronosporomycetes, Peronosporales, Peronosporaceae. Bases 1 to 414 code for a protein of 137 amino acids. Gene Ontology annotation, molecular function: ATP binding; protein-folding chaperone binding; protein folding chaperone.
AUGUCUACUAAGUUUCAUAAUUUGUCGUCAGAAGGUCGCUUGAACCUGGACCGCAUAUCACUUCGUUGGCGACGAUCAAUUCGCAUUUUACCCGCAAUUCAACACUUCAUUGCAAUGAGCUCGCUACGUAAAUUGAUUCCUUUCGGCAACCGCGUGCUAGUCAAGCGUUUUGAGCCAGUGGCCAAGACGGCCAGUGGCAUUUACUUGCCGGACGCCGAUACGAAGCAACAGAAUGAAGGCGAAGUUGUAGCAGUGGGUCCUGGCGCUCGUGCUUCUGAUGGUACACUCAUUGCGGCUCAGAGUGCUGUUGGUGACAAGGUAUUGUUACCUGAAUACGGUGGCAGCUCUGUAAAACUAGGUGACAAGGAGUUCUUCCUUUUUCGCGAUGAAGAUAUUCUUGGCAAGCUCGAGUAG